Molecule: messenger RNA, 1952 nt
Organism: Daktulosphaira vitifoliae (grape phylloxera)
Lineage: Eukaryota; Metazoa; Arthropoda; Insecta; Hemiptera; Phylloxeridae
Product: serine/threonine-protein phosphatase 2A activator-like
Exons: 6
Coding region: 230-1168 (312 amino acids)
Biological process (GO): mitotic spindle organization
Cellular component (GO): nucleus; protein phosphatase type 2A complex; cytoplasm
Molecular function (GO): peptidyl-prolyl cis-trans isomerase activity; protein tyrosine phosphatase activator activity
Source: RefSeq, a predicted model, not a curated record
CUAUCUUUUGGUCAAAAUUGUUAAAUAUUAAAUUAAAUUUUAAUGUAAACUAAUGAAAUAUUUUAGUAUUAUUUUAAUUUUAAUAAUUUAAAUGUUACAUUUUUUAAAACCAUUUAAACUUCUUUUGGGUUUUUAGAUACUAAUUAUUUUAUUAUUUUUUCUAAGCAACUUAACCAUCAUUUGUUAAUUUUCUUUUUCUUUUACAUUUAUAUUUAAUACAUAUAUAAACAUGGAAUUCAGAACACAAGUUAAAAAUGAAAGUGAUAUUGAAAUUUGGGAAAAGUCUGAAGCAUAUGAUGAUUAUAUUGGUUUUAUAAUUGCUAUGAAUAAAUCUAUUUACGCCAUACCAUUAAAUAAACCUUUAGUUUUAUCUGACCAAGUUAAACAGGUCUUAAGUAUAUUAAAUAUUAUCAAUGAUUGGAUAUCUGAAGUUGAACCAUUAAAAGAGAGCUGUAGAUUUGGCAAUAAGGCUUUUGCAAAAUUUUACAACCUUUUAAAAAUUAAAAUUCCUGAUAUACUAUCAAAAGAAUUUUCUUCAGUUGAAAAUCAAAUUUUAACAGAACUUGCAACAUAUUUAAUUGAAAGUUUUGGAAAUUCUACGCGUAUUGAUUAUGGUACUGGUCACGAGUUAUCAUUUUGUAUGUUUCUUUGUGGUUUAUUUAAAGUAAAUAUAUUGAAAAAAGAAGAUAGUAAAGCAACAGUAAAUAUAAUAUUUGCAAGGUAUAUAGAAAUAAUUCGAAGACUUCAAAUUAGAUAUCAAAUGGAACCUGCUGGAAGCCAUGGUGCUUGGAGUCUCGAUGACUAUCAAUUUGUGCCCUUUAUUUGGGGAAGUGCACAAUUAAUAGAAAAUCCUGAUCUUACUCCAAAUUUAUUUGUUGAUGAUAAAUAUGUACAGCAGUUCAAGUCAAAAUAUAUGUUUCUUGGAUGUAUUGAUUUCAUAAUGCAAGUAAAAAAAGGAUUAUUCCAUGAACACUCUAAUCAGUUAUGGAAUAUAAGUGGUGUUCAGAGUUGGAAUAAAAUUAAUGAUGGUUUAAUUAAAAUGUAUAAAAAAGAGGUAUUAGGAAAAUUUCCAAUCAUCCAACAUGUACCUUUUGGAAAUCUAUUUAAAUACAAAUCAUGUACUAAACAACAAACACCAUUAUUAGCAUCAUUUAAAAUUCCAACAUAAUAAUUAUUAAAAAAUUAAUAAAGAAAUACGGACAGAACUAUAAACUAAUAAAAAAUUAACUUAAGUUGAUUUAUUUUUAAGUAAAAUAUUUUAUUAAAGCAUUCAAUUAUACUUUUUUAUAAGUUGAUUUUUAUGAUUAAUAAAUAUUGGCUUUAUAUUUAAUACCUGUUGUACAUGUAAAUUAUAAUUUCUAAUACUUGGCUUAUGUAUACAUGAAUAUUUAAAUAACUGAGAUUUAAUUAUUCAAUAAUGUCUCAAUUCAAGGUUACAUAUUCUAUAAUUUUAUUUGUAGUUACUAAUUUAUUUGUAUGAAAACAUUUAUGUUCUACAAAUACAUAACUAAUUGUAUACUAUAAUUUGUAUUAAUAAAUAAUUUUAUAUUAAAAAUAUUAUUGAAAUAGACUUUAUAUUAAUAUUAUUAAAUUAAUUAGUGAAUAUAUCAUGCAUUCCUUGUAUUAGUUGAAUUAUUACAUAAUUUAAAGUAUUAGCAUAACUUCUUUACUAUUUGCAAAUUCAUGUAAAUUAUUAUGAAUUAUAAUAUAAAAAACUAAGCAAUGCAAGAUAAAUUUAAAUGUAAUAUUAAAUUUUGUAGUGAAAUAUAUUUAUAAGUACUUUUUGUAGUUAUCGUCUAUUGACGAAAAUGGUGAUACAGUUAAAAACUACUUUACCAAAAUAAAUAAAAAUAUUUUGAGUUGUAUCAUAAAUUUUUUUUUUUAUAUAAAUAUUUGCUAGUUCUUAAAUUUAAGUAGUUAUCAAAUAAUAUAGAAGUCUAUUUUAUUUGUUA